Molecule: messenger RNA, 5481 nt
Organism: Paramuricea clavata
Lineage: Eukaryota; Metazoa; Cnidaria; Anthozoa; Malacalcyonacea; Plexauridae
Source: the annotation of a GenBank genome assembly
AUGGCCCAAUCUGAUGUGGUCGUAGAAGUGGUGCAAGCAGAAGAAGCUGAUGAAGAUUUCAAAAAAACAAGUAUCUUAACAAGUUUUAAGAAUUUCUGUAUGCGAAAUUACCUAGCUAUUGGAAUCAUAUUGUCCAUAAUCAUCGGAAUAUUUCUUCCUCAACCUGCAAUCUAUCUCAGCCAAAGAAUGCCAGUUGCAAAAAUUUGCAUCAUUGUUCUCUUUCUCACCAUUGGGGUACGGAUACGUCUUGUUGAAGCAAAGUCUGCGGUCAAAUUUUAUAAAGAGGUCGUCGUUGGCUUGGUUUUGGUCCUGUUUGUUGGUCCAAUUUUUGCAACAAACGUGCUUAACCACGUUCCAAACUUUGGUUCAUUAAUUGGUGAUGACCAGAAUUGGAGAAACAGUUCGAACUCCUCCGAAGAAAUGGCAAUUCUUGGACCCGAGGAAUUUCGUCUUGCUUUGCAAAUAUAUUUUGUUUGUCCAACGACGCCCGCUAUUUCGCUAAUCCUGGUAAGUUAGUUAAUGUUAAUUAGGACUAUAGGAGAACAAGUUCUCAUCAAGAACAUGCAGUUUCAUUUGGUGAAUAUAUAUUCGUACACUAUAAAGAACAAUAGUAAGACUAUUUUAAGCACUGAAGCCAGUAAAGUUUCUUCAAGUUAUGCAUGACUCAUGAGUAAAACUAUCCGAAAUUGAUGGGGUGUAAUAGAGUUGUAUGUUGCGAAUUUUUGGAACAGUUUAGAGAAAAUCUUGAUUAUAUAUUGUCUUUUCUACGCCUUUGAAGACAAAAUGGCUGAUUUGCCCUUGUUGACACUAAAAAGGGACAAUUGCCCGCCCUCCCCAGUUUGGGGUUUAGCUUGAAACGCGCAGAUACUACGAGUAACCCAUGCGUUGAAACCUUUGCCAACGUUUGCUUUUAACUAUUCACUGUAGGUGACAGCAGCAAACGGUCACCGAGGUUUGAGUAUCUUGGUUGCAAUGUUGUGCACCAUCAUAGCUGUAUUUACCAUCCCUCCCAUGUUGACAUGGUUUCUACCAACCUUUCAACAUGUUGGUCUAAAUGUUGGUCAAGUGUUAUUGGAUACUGUACUCAGAGUACUGUUGCCUUUAGUGGUGAGUAUACUGUAUGUACUGUAGUCUGUAGGUUUAUGAAACAUUUUUUGAUAUUGAGUUUCAACAUUCUACUUGCUUCAAAAUCCAAUUAACAUUUCGAAAGUUGUAUCAUUAGUUAAAAUGCUGUGCUGAGCGGUUAUAUUACUACCUUAAAAAAUAAGCAGAAACUCGACGUUUCGAGCGAAGGCCAUUCGUCAAGAGUUAGUAGCAGGGAUCGGGGAAAAUGCACGGGCUUUUAUACUAAGAGUAUGAAAGCAUCACGUGACAAAAAAAUAAACCAAUUAGAUGGAUUUAAUAAUAGCAAAGUGUAAACAAAAUAUGUAAAUCGCAUUACAGAAUAUAAUAUAAUUAAAAAUAUAAAAAUAAACAGGAAGUUAAGACAAUUACUACAAAAAAUAAUCAAAACAAAACACGAGUGGGAAUAAUGGUAAAAGUAUAAUAAAUAGAAAUUGUCAAUGUCUGCUAUAGACAGGCAAAGACAGAUGGCAUCAUAGACAAAACAGAAAACAUGUCUUCCGGAUUGUCUAUGAUGGCAUUAAAUAUAAGAAAAGCGUUCAUUAAUGCCAGAAGGGUAAACAGUGCCAAGUUUGGAUAUGAGGCGCAUUUCAUGUCGUUUGCGGCUAUCGUUACUUCCAGAAAUGGGACAGAGGGCUCGAAUUAACAUAUCUGAAACACUGUGAUUGCCAUCAUUAAAAUGUCUGGAAACAGGUUGGUUAGCAUCAUUGCCAAUAACUGCACGCCGAUGCUCACCAAACCUUGUCCUUAAACAUCUUCCAGUUUCCCCAAUGUAAAGCAUGCCACAUCUGCUGCAAGAGAUGCAGUAGAUGAGAUGGGAGGAGGUGCACGUGAAAUGGUGCUUGAUGUGAAAUUCAGAUUUAGGUGCCGAAACAAUAGUGGUGGAAUCUAUAAAAUCACAGGUUUUAAAUUUCGACGACAGGCAAGGAAAAGUGCCUUUCUGUGACGUCGAAGCCUGUGUUAGGGAGCUAUUGAGGCUAUCAACUCCAAAAAAUCUUCCUGGUCCCCCCCAAAAGACCAAUAUGGGUCCCUUGAACUAUUCAUUCGACAGUGUCGACAUGAUAUAGAACAACUCCUCAAAUUUAGGCCCAAAAGGCCAUCCAACCUCACUGACAAUGAAUUUAGCGCCCUCUAAUCACUCCAUGCUCGUAAUGACAUAUAUUGUUAUCAAACCUGCUGAUAAGGGUGGUACCUUAGUUGUUUGGAGAGCUGAUUUGUACCGUAAUGAAGCCCACAGACAAUUGGGUGAUGCCACUUUUUACAGGAGGGUUGACAAGGAUUUGACUUCCAUUCAUCAAACCACCAUCACUCAGACCAUUCAUAACUUUAUCAACACUGGUGAUCCCGCUGAGACUGCCAAAAACCUCAUACACAUCACACCUCGCACACCUGUCAUGUACUUUCUGCCCAAAAUUCACAAACCUGACAACCCAGGUAGACCUAUUGUAUCUGCUUGUGGUUGUCCCACCGAACUCAUCUCCGGUUUUCUCGAUCGUGUUAUGGCACACUUGGUUAAGGACUUACCAUCUUAUAUCAAGGAUACCAAGUAUGCUCUUCAAAUUCUCCAGAACAUUCAUUUUCAUGGCACUCGCAAAUUCAUUUUCACCAUGGACGUCAAAUCCUUAUACACUGUAAUUCCGCAUCAUGAUGGUUUAAGGGCCCUCAAAUUCUUUCUAGAUAAACGCCCUAACCAGGAACCGGCCACUUCUGUUUUGGUCCGAUUGGCUGAGUUGAUGCUUACCCUCAACAAUUUUUCCUUUGAUGGUGAGCAUUACCAACAGAUAAAUGGUGUGGCAAUGGGAACUAAAAUGGGGACCCAACUAUGCUAAUUUGUUUGUUGGUUUUGUGGAAAAACAAAUCUUCGAACAGUACACUGAUCCCAUCCCUGAUUACCUUGGUAGGUACAUAGAUGACUGUCUUGGCACAGCAUCAUGUUCUCGUGUCGAAUUGGAACGCUUUAUUAACUUUGUUAAUAAUUUUCAUCCAGCACUCCAGUUCACAUGGGAGAUCAGUGAGACCAGUGUACCAUUCUUAGAUAUCUUUGUAUCAAUCAAUGGUAACAAACUAUCUACUUCUGUGUUCUACAAGCCCACUGACUCCCAUAGCUAUCUUCUAUUUUCCUCUUCCCACCCCAACCCCAGCCACACCAAAAGGUCGAUUCCCUUUUCUCAGUUCCUUCGUCUUCGCCGCAUCUGCAGUGAAGACGAAGAAUUUCAGGCCAAAAGUCUGGAGAUGAGACACUUUUUUGUCCAGCGUGGUUAUCCUACCUCUCUAUUAGACACUGCCUUUUCGAAGGCCUCGCAAAUUCCCCGUUCUGACACCCUCACAGACCCUGUAUCUAAUGUCACAGGCAACAACAAAAUCCCCCUAGUAUUAAACUAUCAUCCUUUCAAUUUCAAAGUUAGAGAUGUCAUCAACAAGAAUUUCCAUAAUUUGAAAAACGACCCUGAAACAUCUUCCAUUUUCUCCAAUAACCCCUUAGUCUCUUUUCGACACAGCAAGAAUAUCCGUGAAACCCUUGUCCAUAGCUCCCUAACACAGGCUUCGACGUCACAGAAAGGCACUUUUCCUUGCCUGUCGUCGAAAUGUAAAACCUGUGAUUUUAUAGAUUCCACCACUAUAGUUUCGGCACCUAAAUCUGAAUUUCACAUCAAGCACCAUUUCACUUGCGCCUCCUCCCAUCUCAUCUACUGCAUCUCUUGCAGCAGAUGUGGCAUGCUUUACAUUGGGGAAACUGGAAGAUGUUUAAGGACAAGCUUUGGUGAGCAUCGGCGUGCAGUUAUUGGCAAUGAUGCUAACCAACCUGUUGCCAGACAUUUUAAUGAUGGCAAUCACAGUGUUUCAGAUAUGUUAAUUCGAGCCCUCUGUCCCAGUGGCGGCGGAACAGACUUCAUUUUGGGGGGCUAAAUUUUUUUUCCGUGACCUCCCCCCCACGUCGCCAAAAAAUUUCGGUCAGUGUACCAUUUUAGGGGUACAAAAAUUUUCCGGACAUAUACAAGAAAAGGGAUGAAAAAUUUUUUUCCGGACCUAUAACAAAAAAUUUUUCCGGAAAUGCACAAUUUUUAAACAAAAUAUUGCAAAUUUUUCCCCUCAUACCUAAAUUUUCAAAAAAUACACUAAAUUUUUUACUUCUGGGGGGGGGGGGGCUUUAGCCCCCUAGCUCCCCCUGUUCCGCCGCCCCUGCUCUGUCCCAUUUCUGGAAGCAACGAUAGCCGCAAACGACAUGAAAUGCGCCUCAUAUCCAAACUUGGCACUGUUCACCCUUCUGGUAUUAAUGGACGCUUUUCUUAUGUUUAAUGCCAUCAUAGACAAUCCAGAAGACAUGUCUUCUGUUUUGUCUAUGAUGCCAUCUGUCUUUGCCUGUCUAUAGCAGACAUUGACAACUUCUAUUUAUUACUUUUACCUUAUUCCCACUCGUGUUUUGUUUUGAUUAUUUUUGUAGUAAUUGUCUUAACUUCCUGUUUAUUUUUAUAUUCUUAAUUAUAUUAUAUUCUGUAAUGCGAUUUACAUAUUUUGUUUAUAACCACUCAUCACAGCAUUUUCCCAUUGGUACUACCAACACUGGUACAGACAGUUUUAGUAUAUAUAUCAUUAGUUAAACAAUCUGAUAAACAAGUAAUGUUCAGUAUAGGAACCUAGAGAAGGGACGAUUUUGUACAUUAUUUAGAACUAGGAAUUUCUAAGUUGCUUUAACCCCGUUAACCACAAUUUUAAUCGAAUCGCUUUCAGUUGUUCAACUAUUUUUAUGUUUUUUAUUUAAAGAUUGGAAGAUGUUUGCGUUGCGUGCCCCCUGUAAAGAAAGUGGUCAAAAAAUGGAACAAUACAAUAAAAUACUUUGGACAAAACUUCCUUAUUGGAUUAUUCCUAGUUAAAGUGAGUGAAACGAGCGCAAGUGGUAAUCUAGCCAGAGUUUCCGUUGUAAACAUUCUAUGCGUGGUUGCGCUUGGAACAAGUCUUACAACAUUUAAUGCUCUAUCAAGUUAUUGUCUUAUCUCAAUCUUACCUUGGUUCUCAAAAAAAUCAGCUGUGACAUUGUCAAUUAUACUGGGUUGUACUCGACUUCUAACGCUGGCAGUUACCGUUGUUGAUGUGUUACCUGACAGUACAGGAGACAAAGGACUUCUUGUUCUUCCUAUGGUGUUUGUCUACAUUGCCAUUCUAUUGACGAUGAAUGGUUUUGUAUCUCUUGUCAAAGUCAAAGAAGAGGAUACUGCACUGGAUAAACCUUCACAGACUACAGAGCAAGACAAGGAGCAAGACAAGGAUAUGAACGAUUCAACUAUAAACACUAAAAUUAAUGAAGUUGCAAUCUUUACCAUUUAUACUGAUGAAAUGUCAGUCAAAGAUGAACAAUUGUAA